Rotaria sp. Silwood2 is the source of this 1320-nucleotide messenger RNA. NCBI's taxonomy places the organism in Eukaryota, Metazoa, Rotifera, Eurotatoria, Philodinida, Philodinidae. The record is from the annotation of a GenBank genome assembly.
AUGAUUAAUGCUUUGAAUUUUUUUGAACUUCGUUGUAGACGUAUGACCAUGGGUAAUAAUAACCAAAAUAUGUUACAUCGUUCAUCUGUCUUUGUACCUUUUGAGUCUCUUACACAACAAAUUAUCGAAUCUGUAGUUUCAGUUGCAACAACAUUUCGUAAACCUGGUUUUAAUUACGGUGAACGUACGAUUCUUAUAUUUUUGCUUGAAAUAAAGAAAAAACUAAAAGAGAUUGAAAAAAAAAUUCAAGAAAAUAGCACAGGGAUAGAUCAACAAGUGAUUCAACAUGUACAAAAUGUUCAACAAUGGCUCGUGGAUAUAAAUAGACAACCAUUAAAUUGGGCAGAACUUGAAAAGAAAUAUAGUAAGAUUGCUGAUCAAAAUUGUGAUCAAAUGGCUCGUUAUUACGGAUCUAAUACUGCUGAACCUUAUUUUGAAUUAAAAGUCAAAACUCGAUAUGCUAGUGUACUGCAAUCGCGUGAGUAUAUGAAGAAGUUUCGAAAAAAUGGAUUUCAUUCAAAAGAACUUAAACUCUACUGGAAUGUAAAUCAAAUUGAAAAUCUUUGCCCUGAAUCAAGCGGAAAAAUUCCAUAUGAUCCAUCAGAUGAGGAUGCUGUUGAAAAUCUUCGUCAAUUUCCUGUUAGUGAACGAAAUCAUAAUGGUAGAAUAACUUACGUAACAAAUGGCAUUGAAAAAGCAGUUUUUGAUGUACCAGAAAAUGCUCAAAUUAUUCUUUUGAAUUUUGCAAAUGAACAAUCUCCAGGUGGUGGAUAUUUAAGGCAUGCACGAGCACAAGAAGAAGUUCUUCUUUAUAAUUCUGAUGGUUACCGUGCAUUACUUGAUCUAAAAUAUGGACGUAUGAAUGGUGGUUAUGCAAUACCUGAAUUUGGAUUAGCUUAUGUUCGUAAUAUUCGAAUUUUUAAAUCGUCAUCAUCGAAUGAAUAUCGAAAAGCUGAUACGUUAGUAUCUGCUUGUUAUUGUAUGGCUGGACAUGAACUUUAUCAAAAUCCAAGAAACAAAGAUGAUUGGGAGAAAAAGAAUUUAGCAAAAUUUCGUGCGUUUAUAGCAGCAGCUGUUGCCAAUACAAUUGGUGAUGGAAAAAACACGUAUCUUCUACUUGGACCCAUUGGUACUGGGGCAUUUGGAAAUGAUGUUAAGCGUAUUGGUGAAGUUUUUCGAAAGGCACUUAACUCACCAAUGAUGGGUUCGAAAGGAUUAAUAAGAUAUUCUUUUGAACAUAUUUGGUUUGUUUCGAUUGAUCAAUGGAAAAAUGAGGAAUUCAAGAAGAUCUUUGAUAAAGAUGAAUUUGGGAACAAUUAA